GAGGCGGCUAUGUGCGCAUCUUCGUCACCAGCUACACACGCCUGUUGGAGGAAAGGCGCACUGAGUCUCCGCGUAUUGCACAUAGUUAUCACAGUAGUAGAGUCACAGUUACAACUUAUUAUAGACAUAAUAAUGAGCUCCAGGAAUAGCGCGCAGUGCUUCACCGUCACCCUACUACUUAUUUCCCAGAGUCUGCAGAUUCCCAGAGUCGCGGCGGAAUAUUCUUCCUCUAAAAGCGACUCGGACUACGAGUUCGGUGACUACCGGGGAAAGUGGUGCAUCGACGACCACGGCUUCGUGUACGCCAUCGGAGAAGUUUACAACCCGAGCCCCACGGCGUGCCCGUGCACCUGCACCGUUGACGGCCCCGUGUGCGUGCGGCCCAAGUGUCCCCGCGUGCACCCCCGGUGUACCCGCAUCAGGUACAAGGCGUGCUGCCCCGUGUGCGAGGCGGUGGCCAAGGUGUGCGUCUACGGGGGCAAGACGUACCGGCUCCUGGAGGAAUUCAGGUUGUCCCGCUGCGAGCGUUGUCGCUGCGAGGCCAACAGAGAGGUGUACUGCUCCAUCUCCGACUGCCCCGCCCCCCACUGUGUCGACCCCUCCUUCGAGCCCAAGCAAUGCUGCCCGGUCUGCAAGUCCGGUCCCAACUGUUACGCCGGGAGCCAGAUAAUCCCUGCAGGAGAGCGAGUGGACAUGGACAGAACCGUGUGCUACUGCACCUACCGGGAGGGAUCCUGGCACAUCCACCCCCAUGCCACCUGCGAAGACCAGCCCCCGGACAGCCCUCCUCCAGCCACUGAGGCGGAGGUCCGCAGGAGCAACGACGAGGAAUACAGAGGCCGGGGGUUCGGCCCCAGAUGGGACGCGAUACCCUGACCCACUAGUGACGGCCCCGUGCACCAAUUACACCGGAUCACAAGUCACUUCCUUAAUGGAGCCACCCCCCCACCCCGAGUAGUUUGAGUUCAUCACUGCACUCUUGUUUCUUGUCAACCACUUCCCUCUUUAUAGUUUCUAAUACCGCUUUAUCCCACACCACUGUAUAGCACAUAACUCGUUAUUUGAACAUGUUAAAUGCCAUUAAACAAUGUUGUUACUGUGUACGUUUAUAAUAAAGUCUGCAAUAAAAUCCCAAAAUACA
Gadus morhua (Atlantic cod) is the source of this 1141-nucleotide messenger RNA. RefSeq names its product von Willebrand factor C domain-containing protein 2-like. Gene Ontology annotation, molecular function: protein binding. Gene Ontology annotation, cellular component: AMPA glutamate receptor complex. Gene Ontology annotation, biological process: negative regulation of BMP signaling pathway. The transcript is spliced from 3 exons. Bases 10 to 876 code for a protein of 288 amino acids. The record is from RefSeq and is a predicted model, not a curated record. Lineage: Eukaryota; Metazoa; Chordata; Actinopteri; Gadiformes; Gadidae.